Molecule: messenger RNA, 4429 nt
Organism: Chara braunii
Lineage: Eukaryota; Viridiplantae; Streptophyta; Charophyceae; Charales; Characeae
Source: the annotation of a GenBank genome assembly
UGCUAAGUGGCUGAGGUGGGGUGAGGUAGGACGCCCUACGAUGGGGAUGAUGGAUUCAAACCGCCCCGGAGGAGAACAGUGUGACACUGGCAGCAGCGUGGGUGGCUUCCGUAGCCGCAGUGGCAAAGUUGUGAUUGAACGAAGUGCUCUGGGUCGAAGAGCCAGUCUUGGGGAUCUGUAUGACAUUUGCACCGACUCGUUCUGUCAAGAAAACGGCAGAAACAUCACAGUCUUGUCGAAAAGUGCCGAUGUCCUGACCACGGCAUGUCCAUCUGUUCGCACAAGCUACACGUUUGAUGAUUCAUUAUCAGCGAGAUUUCAGACCCUUGGGGUGAGCUCUCCACUGAAGAUGAGCAUACUUGGGGGUCUGCUGACUCCUGAGGGAGCAGGGAGAUUCCUUGUGGAACGAGACCCGAUUGGGAGCACAACUGCAGGGGGCAGGAGAGGUUGUGCCAAGGCCACUCUUUUCUGCCAGGUGAUUGCGAGCGAACUCAACCUGGAUCUAUCCUCCGCCUGUGCUCAACGAAUGUCAGAAGAGAUCGCGUCCAUCCUUGCUGUGAGCCCAAAUGCUACGGGAAUGGCGACACAUUUUGUCAGCAGGAUCGUUCUCGGAGCUACUCUCGUCGUGUCUGUCACGGUCAACCCAGCAGGUGCCAAUGCCGCCGAGCUGCGGAUGGAUGUUCUUCAGGAGAAACUCAGCCAAUGUCUUACGGCCAUUCAGGCAUCUCUGGACCUGUCUGCCAGCACGGAUCGGACUAAAACCACCGGCAAAGGCAGGCAGCUGGGAGUGGCAGAAGAUCUCCAGGAUAAUGAUUCUUGUGCUGAUGGUGGUGCCUUCAUCACCUAUCCUACCAUUGGUGUUGUCCAGCAAGAGGACGGGAGGGCUGGAGGUGAGGCAGAGAAGGAGGAGGAGGAGGAGGAGAAGGUUGAGGAGGAGAAGGGGGAGGAGAUUGUCUUCACGGUCAGGAUGUUUGCAGACUUCGUUCCGCGAGAAGGAACUGGAGGGGCUUCUCAAACGCUACGAGAUCUGGAGGAGGUCCUGAGGGAAGUGUUGCAGAUUCGUGACAAGAAUCGAAGGCUGGCUGUCCCUGUCAUCAUAUACUUGUCCCCUUUAGCAGAGGUACUACUCUCCCCUCCUUGUGGAUGGGUGGGGAAGUACAGUUGUUAUGGUCCCAGUGCUGCCGCCACAGGUGUGUCCCGCGACAGUCCAUUGCUGCCCCUCCACCCAGACAAGGACACCGUAGCCCUAACCGAGGAGCUGUUCCAGGAGCUUCACGACCUCCAGGCAGCCGUUGAAGUCCUUCCCUCUGAAAUGGAGAAAGCCAGGAGGUGUCACAGUGAAGCUGCUGUUGCGAAAUCUGAUGAUAUCGAAUGUGUCCAAAACCUAGGUAGAAUACUGUCGACCUCAGUGGAAGCACUCAUGCAGGAAGUGGGCAAUCUGACGAUCCGCAUAAGGCGCUCUCAGGGAGAUCAGGACUCAAGUGAUAUAAGGACUACCCUGGACAGCAUUCGAGGCAGGCUGGGCCUGCGCAGGCUGCGCGAUCUAGUGGCUGAACAACAGCGCCGUCUGAAGUGCAAGGUCUCAUUUGUGGAGUAUCUCAAAGCCAAUGGUAUCGGGUUCAUCGCCCACGUCGGCGACAAAGGAUCGGUCCUUCAGAAAAUAUCGACCAGGCAUAAGGAAGACAGUACCUAUGUUCUGGUGCAUCACCAUGAAGCACCAGAUGGCGAGCUUUGGCGAAAGAACGUUGAGAUGUUGAAGCACCUCGUGGUUGACAGUGGAGGUGGCGGCCAAGCUCGCACGGGAGAGGGGAGCAGCGGCAUGGUUACCAAUGCUCCUUUCUUUUACUAUGUAGAGCUCCAACGGGCUCAUUCUCACGACAUGUUGCUAAGCGAGUUGAGUUUGCAAGGCUCGAUUUCACCACUGCUGACGGAGAUGGAGACGGGAAGGAUGGCAUCCAUCAAAGAGGAAUCAUGGGCUCACGAAAGAUUCAGAGGAGGUGUAGCACUACCAGCUGAGGAAGGGCACAUUCCAAGGACGGAGAUAAGGUUCUAUAUGAGGGGCAAACUGGUGCAUGAGGACCUUGCGGAACUCAUGGACACAAUCACAAGGCUCUGUCUCGUGAGAUGCAGCAGCCAAGCUGAGUCAAGCGUAGAGGAGGUGAGCAUCAGCAAAGGUGGUCCCAUCAAGGGCACCACACCACUUAAGAUCAAGUGUCCUGGUGCCAUGCAUGGGAAGUGCUGUUCGGACAAGCAAGUCUGGCACUGUAACAAGUGUUACGAGGAAGUUGAAUACGACUGGGAUGGGCACGUGUGCUGCAACUGUGGUCGGUAUAGCCUGCAGUCCCUCUCCUAUCUAUGUCGGGACUCCAACCACCAUGGUGGGUACCUGAGCUACGGCGAGACAGAUGACCUGACCAAGGAGCUGAAUAAUCUGCCAAUGAGGCAGGAGAUCAACAUCCUGCUGCUGGGGGAGACGGGCGUUGGGAAGUCCACCUUCAUUAACGCCUUUGCUAAUUAUCUGACAUUUGACGAGAUGGAGCAUGUCAAGGACGACGUGGUGGCCCUGAUACCAUCCCAAUUCACUGUCUACAACAUGGACUCGUACACACCAACGAUCGUGUCGAUCGGCAAAAGGGAUAGCAACGAGGAUGCCUCUCCAGGCCAAUCCAGCACACAAUCCUGCCAAGCUUAUCGUUUCAAUCACGGACAGUACGAGAUCCGUCUGAUCGACACACCUGGCAUCGGUGACACACGUGGUAUUGAGACAGAUAAAAAGAACUUCGACAAUAUCCUACGAUUCGUGAGCUAUCACAAGCAGAUCCACGGCAUUUGCAUCCUACUGAAGCCAAACAAUGCCCGGCUGAACAUCAUGUUCCGAUUCUGCAUUAACGAGUUGCUUUCCCAUCUCCAUAAGAGUGCCAAGGACAGCAUGGUGUUUAUGUUCACAAACUCCCGCUCCACCAACUAUCGGCCAGGAGACACGAUGCUGCCCCUGCAAGAGAUGCUCAACAAGAUCCGCCACUCGCCACCCUACGUCGACAUCCCUUUGAGCAAGGACACCAUCUACUGCCUCGAUAGUGAAGCAUUUCGGUUUCUCGCAGCUGUAAAACAGGGCGUGAAAUUCACCGACGAGGAGAAGUCAGAUUUUGCAAAGAGUUGGACAAAGUCGUCUCAGGAGUCGCGACGGCUGAUGGAUCGCCUCCUGACUCUACCUCCACACAUAGUGCAGCACACGGUCUCCAUCAACGAGGCACGCCGUCUGAUAGACAAUCUGCUGGAGCCACUGACAGACAUCAGUAAGGCCAUCCUGGCCAACAAAAAAGCCAUUGUGGAGAAGCGCAGAGAAGACGUUUCCUCUACAAACCUGGAAGAGCUCAAAUCGAAGUUGUACGUCCCGACAGUCAACGUGAAGUACAUCAAGCUCCCCCACCCUGCAAUGGUGUGUACAGGCUCGACGUGCCGAGAGACUGUCACUGUGAAUGGAAUUCACAGUUAUCACUACAAGAACCGCUGUUGCAGUCCAUGCCAUGCAAAAGGGUGGUGGUUUUUUCCGCCAGAGAUGGAGAAAGUAAACCUCCAUACGGUAUGGUGGUGCCAGACAAUGGGAUGGAACGGCAAGUGCCGUAACUGCCGGUGUGACUGGAGUCUGCACAUGUACAUCAUGCAUGAGACGAGGCUUGUGCAUGAAGAGCAGAGGGACGACCACGUCCAAUCACAGAUCAAGACGAUUGAAGAUGCUCAAAUAGAGUACCAGAGAUGUAUUUGGCAGAUGGAGGAGGAGGAGAAGACGUUGGAUGAAGAACAGCAAGUCAUAAGGACGGCUCUCGCACGAUUCUGCGUUUUUCUGAAGAGAAAUGCCAUCACAAUGUACAACGACUCUACGGUAGAGUACUUAGACCACCUCAUAAAGCAAGAACAGGACCUUCAAGCAGAAGGCAGGAGCAACCCUGAGAUUCGAGAAGGGUUGCUGAAGCUCAAGCAAGACCACAUCGAGCAGGUUAGGUUGCUCAGCGAUGCCCAAAGUGACAUUGGCAUGAGCGAUAACCCGGCAACGGCAGCAAUCUCCACCGCCCUCAUCACCCCCGAGGACAUCCAGAGCAAUGUACAGCAUCUCUUUGCACUCAAGAUCUGUGGCUCAAAAAUCAAGGGUGCAAUGGAGGCAUUUGAGGAUCUCCGUGCCAGGCAAUUCUCUUACAGUGAAGUUGUAGUGAAGAAGCCGCUGCAGAGUGCUCCAUUGAAAGAGAGAAUGUGGGGUUGGUUUUCAGCACCUAUUCGAGCAGUGGGCCAAGUCGUGAUUGACUCAAUCCAUGGGUCAGCACAGCAACCAAGGAAGCAUAACCGGGGCGCCUGAGUGCUACUUCGUGUGAUAUUUGCGCUGGAGUGGGAGCGACGUUGGCAUAGCCUAUGUGACCGUGCUGCUCUGAGGAAA